UUCUUCAGCUGUAAAAGAGGAACGCAAUUCCUAUAUUUUUGGGUUCUGUACAAUGAAUAAGAAUAUUAACAUUUUGAAAAGACACCGUAUUAAUACGAAUAAUUUCUUGAUCCAUGGCAGCGGUUAUGUGUUUUACAUUCUUCAGUUUGAUUGGUUACCUCACUGGCCCAGGGCGAUCGAGGAGCAUUAUGAAGUGAGAAUAGGUUCAUCCCGUGAUCCCCAGCAUAUGGGUGAAACAGCGGUGAACAUUUCUGUGAAAUAUCUGUCUUGGAGUGAAACUGCAGCCAUCUGAAAUCCAGUCAGUCGUAGAUAGAUCUGCCUGGAAUUCGUUUCCCCUGAACUGCACCAAACUUUGGGACUGCUCUAGUAGAACGACAUUCUGACGAAUUUAAGAAGGUUAUAGCUGUCUGUCACACUUUGGGACUCUCGGACUAUGGGAACAAUGGAUAAAACCACAUUUCUGGACAAGAGACAGAAAAGAAGAGAAGUCUUAUUUUGCAUUACAGGGAUAUUUCUCGUACUUUACGGAACAGUUCACCUAAUUUACAAAGUAGCAGUGAUUUCAACACAGUACAGUUCUUCACGGGUCCGACGGGAUGUUGAGAAUGAUACUCGGUGUGUCCCCCCUCCUUCCUCAGAAUUCCCAGAGGGAUUUUUCACAGAACAAGAAAGAAAAGCAGGCGGGAUUGUAAUUUAUUUCAUGAUUAUUUUUUAUAUGCUGUUAGCCGUUUCUGUUGUCUGUGAUGACUACUUCUUACCUUCUCUGGAAGCCAUCAGUGAACGUCUCGGUCUUUCUCAUGAUGUUGCUGGAGCAACUUUCAUGGCCGCUGGUAGCUCAGCCCCAGAACUAGUGACUGUUUUCCUAGGUGUGUUUGUCACUAAAGGAGAUAUCGGUGUUAGUACUAUAGUUGGAUCAGCGGUCUACAACCUUCUAGCGAUAUGUGCAGCAUGCGGACUUCUUUCCUCUUCAGUCUCCAAGCUGACUUGCUGGCCUUUGUUUAGAGACUGUGUGGCAUACGCCAUAAGUGUGUCGGCUGUAAUUGCGAUUAUUUCUGAUAACACGAUAUACUGGUAUGAGGCUGCUUCAUUACUGCUGGUUUACGGAGUGUAUAUUGUGGUGCUUUGCUUUGACAUUCGCAUCAACCAGUACAUGAUGAAGAAGUUUAGUCCCUGCUGUACCUGCCUGACUAAAGAAAUGGAGGAGACUAAUGAGCAGCAUUCAUUGCUUGGCUGGAACGAUGACAAUGGCCUGCUGGUACACAGACAUUCCAGAACUGACAGUGGGAUAUUUCAGGAGGACUCAGGAUACUCACAGCUUUCUCUAAGUUUACAUGGACUUGGAGAUGUUUCUAAUGAUCAUCGAAGUGUCUUCACAAUUCCCGAGGCUGACCUCAAGAGAAUCCUGUGGGUGCUGUGCUUACCCAUAAUCACGCUGCUGUUCUUGACCACUCCAGACUGCAGAAGGCAGUUCUGGAAAAGAUGGUUCCCACUGACCUUCCUCAUGGCUGCAGUGUGGAUCUCUGCAUUCACAUAUAUCCUGGUGUGGAUGGUCACCAUUGUAGGAGAAACACUGGGGAUUCCAGACACGGUAAUGGGUCUCACUCUUUUGGCAGCCGGAACAAGCAUUCCUGACACAGUUGCAAGUGUCUUGGUUGCUAGAGAAGGAAAGGGAGACAUGGCAAUGUCCAAUAUUGUGGGAUCCAAUGUGUUUGAUAUGCUGUGCCUGGGCUUACCGUGGUUUAUAAAAACUGUUUUUGUGGACAACUCCUCACCUGUGCAAAUUAACAGUUCUGGCUUGUUAUAUACAGCAUUUACCCUCCUCCUCUCAAUCAUUGUGUUAUUCAUGGCUGUACACAUUAAUGGGUGGAAGCUGGACAGGAAGCUAGGUGCUAUAUGUUUUGUUUUCUACCUUCUCUUUGCAACUUUGUCUAUUUUGUAUGAACUUGGCAUUAUUGGCAGUAGCCCAGUAAGAGCAUGCAAUGAUUGAACUGAUAGGCUUUGGAACACCACAAAAAUGUUUUAAAUGCAAUAAAUAUUUUUUUUUCAUUUA
Messenger RNA from Lepisosteus oculatus (spotted gar), 2050 nucleotides. It is a transcript of the gene slc24a5, whose product is annotated as solute carrier family 24 member 5. Gene Ontology annotation, biological process: calcium ion transmembrane transport; intracellular calcium ion homeostasis; melanocyte differentiation. The record is from RefSeq and is a predicted model, not a curated record. NCBI's taxonomy places the organism in Eukaryota, Metazoa, Chordata, Actinopteri, Semionotiformes, Lepisosteidae. Gene Ontology annotation, cellular component: membrane; trans-Golgi network. Gene Ontology annotation, molecular function: calcium, potassium:sodium antiporter activity; calcium channel activity.